Homalodisca vitripennis (glassy-winged sharpshooter) is the source of this 1145-nucleotide messenger RNA. RefSeq names its product NADH-quinone oxidoreductase subunit B-like. The transcript is spliced from 6 exons. Lineage: Eukaryota; Metazoa; Arthropoda; Insecta; Hemiptera; Cicadellidae. Gene Ontology annotation, molecular function: 4 iron, 4 sulfur cluster binding; NADH dehydrogenase (ubiquinone) activity; quinone binding. The record is from RefSeq and is a predicted model, not a curated record. Gene Ontology annotation, biological process: mitochondrial respiratory chain complex I assembly; aerobic respiration; electron transport coupled proton transport. Bases 251 to 898 code for a protein of 215 amino acids.
GUAGAUAGAACCACUGUACAGACUUAUCUACUUAUCGGAAAGUGUUAUCGGCGGUAUCUUGACACAAAAUACGGAAACAUUGUAUGACCAUGACAUCUACACAAUUUUAAGCCACUCCUGAAAUAGGCGUCAUAAAUACACACAUUCAUGAUCUUUUACACAGUUGUUGCGCACUCCUGCAAGAGUUAACUGGGAGGUGUAUUUGACUGUAUUAAGUUUUGUGUGGUUGGACAACUUUCAAAAUAUAAAUAUGCUGUUUAAUUCAGCAAAGAGUCUGAUACCUGUUGCUGAAAAUGUCAGUAAGUUUGUACAACAGGGUGGGGUUAUGUCUGUUGUGGCGAUGAGGAACCAAGCAACUGAGGUAGCUCACAAGAAAGAAACUAUGGAUGCCCCAGCAUACAGACCUUAUUCGCCGUUCAAGACAAACAAUUGGGCCGAGUUUGCUCUAGCUAGACUAGAUGACAUCGUUAAUUGGACAAGAAAGGGUUCCCUCUGGCCGAUGACAUUUGGCUUGGCGUGCUGCGCUGUGGAGAUGAUGCACAUCGCCGCUCCUCGUUACGACAUGGACAGGUACGGGGUGUUGUUCCGAGCAUCCCCUCGCCAGGCCGAUUGCAUCAUUGUGGCCGGCACACUCACCAACAAGAUGGCACCUGCGCUGCGCAAGGUCUACGAUCAGAUGACAGAGCCACGCUGGGUGAUCUCUAUGGGCAGUUGUGCCAAUGGCGGUGGCUACUAUCACUACUCGUACUCUGUCGUCAGGGGCUGUGAUAGGAUCAUACCCGUGGACAUAUAUGUUCCAGGAUGUCCCCCCACAGCAGAAGCACUGCUUUAUGGCAUACUCCAGCUCCAGAAGAAAAUCAAACGAAUGUCUACUGUCCAGAUGUGGUAUCGCCGAUAGAUUAUAUCCGAUGUACCUCAACUUUACCUUCCUGCCCGCAGUCCUGGAGAAAUCUGUGUGGACUUUUUACCAUCAUUGUAAAUACUUAACUUCAAUUCUACUCCAUCAGAAGACGUAGCGUUUACUGUGAUUGUAUACAGUGGAGUCCCGCUAAUCCGAACACAUGUAAUCCGAACGUCGGUUAAUCCGAACAGGUCCAGGAGGAAUUAUUUAUAAUGAUAAUGUAAACAGUUAUAGGAACUAAUUA